CAUCAAAUUAAGAAUCCAAUUCUUAACGAGAAGAAGAAAUGACACUCUUUCAGUCUCCACUUCCAUUACUGUUAUUCAUUCCAACUCCUAGGAAGUGCAAAGAACAUCUACAUGCAUUUCUAACUCUUGUAAAAAUCAUGGACGGAUUAAGGUUGAUUGAAGCAGCAUACGAAGGAGAUGUUGCAUCCCUUUCUCAGUUACUUCAAGAAAAGCCAAAUCUCAUUUACAGAAACUAUCUGAAUAGUGAAGAUAAGAAUAUUCUCCACAUUAGUGCAAUGUUGGGUCAUGAAGAAUUUGUGAAAGCAAUCCUUGUACAAGCAAAUUUUCCUUCUUUUUACUACAUGAGUUUGGCUUGGGAUCGCGAUGGCAGAAACCCUCUACAUCUUGCUGCAAUCCAUGGCAAGUUGAACAUCUUGAAUUUGGUAUAUCAUCACGAUGGGCUCAUGCAAGCAGCCUUAGAGAAGGCAGAUCGUGGAGAUACCAUUUUACAUUUGUGUUUCAGGUAUAAUCAACUGGAGGCUCUCAAAUUACUGUUGCAAAUUUUUCCCGAUCCGUUCUUUGCAGGACAGCAGGAGGCAUAAAUGAAGACCGUAUGAACAUAGUAAAUCUGUCCUUCCACCUUAACCAAAAUCAGAGGAGGCGGGAAAUGAUAAUUUACUUGUUAGAAAACAAGCUCGUAAGUCGUAAGUGUCAACUGGAGGGAUGUAAAUGGGUUAACUCCCUUGGACCUUUUCCUGUCUCAGACCGGAAUGUCAUUCCAAACCUAUGUAAGAACAGAAAGUUUUUCACAACCGGGAGCCGAAGGAUCAAUACAUCAUUUACUUCGUAAGAAUGGAGCGUCAACUGGUUUUUCUUUAAAGAUGAUGGAAGCAAACAAAGGAAUGUUUCAAUUUGUGGAUGCUAGUAAAGAUGCAAUCAUGGUUGUCGCGUCGCUUAUUGCGAGCAUGGCUUUUCAAGCUAUGGUCAGCCCUCCCGGCGGCGUUUGGCAAGAUGAUGACUUACCGGAAAAAAGGCGGUUCGAAUCAUCCGGGUAGAGUUGGACAAAGUGUGACGGCGCAAACUCAUCCAGCCCUUUACUGGCAGCUGAUUCGAUCUAAUACCAUAGCCUUUGCAUCAUCAUUGACAACCAUUCGAUCGGCAUUUAUGUUUUGUCUAUUGAUCAUCGCAAUGUGGUUGUCGAUGACAGCGAUUUCGGUUGCUUAUGCAACAUCACUUGUGAUGAUAACACCCAAAUCACUAAGUGAACAUGAUUUGGGUGAACCGGACAAGAUUGCGGUCAUUGUGAUCAUGUCUGGUGUCUUCCCCUCAUAUCUCUCUUAUGUAAAAUCCUUAAAUGGGUUACACAUAGAAUAGAAGAUUCCGAUU
Molecule: messenger RNA, 1365 nt
Organism: Oldenlandia corymbosa var. corymbosa
Lineage: Eukaryota; Viridiplantae; Streptophyta; Magnoliopsida; Gentianales; Rubiaceae
Source: the annotation of a GenBank genome assembly